AUGGCCGAUACAACAGAGCACACUCUGCCUCCGGGCGAGCAGCCCCAGCCAGCUGCAGAGGCCGCCGUUGACCCGGGAGACAAUGUUUCUACGGAGCCCUCACACGCGCAUACAGACGAACAGUCACAUCCGCCCAUCGAUGUUUCGCUGCCCCCGAUUGACAAAACCUUACCGGACCACGACACAUCCCUCCCAGCCAUAGAUACAUCACUACCGUCAAUGGAUUCAACGAUACCAGCGCUACCUCCAAUUGAUACGUCACUACCGCCGUUGGAUACCACGAUGCCCGCUAUGGAUGAUCUACAUGGCACCGAGCACUUCUCAUUUGACAGAUUCGACGAGGAAACUUCCGGCCACGAUUUUGAAACUGGAACCACGGAACAUAUCCAUCAGACCACAGAGCACCAUGGAGACUCAUCAACCCCUGUUCCUCAAAACUCAGUCUCGUCAAACGGCGUACAUCCACCUCCUGGUCAACAGCAUCAACACUAUGAGCAACAGCCUCCGCAACAUCAUUACUCGCCUCAGCAGAAUGCGUUGACACAGCAUCAUCAGCAAUCACCGGCACAAACGCAUCAGCAGCCACAACUGCCUCCUGACAUGUACCACAGCCAGAAUAGCGCUUCCCCUCCUCUGACGAACCCUUCGAUGCAAGGACAGGCGUCGCACAUCCCGCAGGCCCCCAUUGGAUCGCCGAUGCCUCCGAUGGCAUCGGUGAGCCAGUACAUGGCAGGGUAUCCAUCGCAGAUGGGGAUGAAUUCAGGAGGACAAAUGCAUUAUCAGCUCCAGGGAGAUGCGAACAAGAUGCUAUCGGCUAGCAGGCACAAGAAGGAAGUUAAGCGUCGGACGAAAACCGGAUGUUUAACAUGUCGCAAGCGACGGAUUAAGUGUGACGAAGGCCACCCCGUUUGCCGCAACUGCGUCAAGAGCAAGCGUGAAUGCUUAGGCUACGACCCCGUCUUCAAACAACCCACUCCAUCUGCGAUCCAGCCAGCUCCUAAUCCUCAGCCUUCGCUCGUGGUCAACCCGCAAGACCCUUCCCCCAAUUCAACAACUACUCAACCUCAAUCAUCCUACCCUACUGCCCCUCCUGGCUACGUACCGGCCUCAUCCCAACCCUUCGCUCCCUCGCAGUCUCCAUCGACAUCUGCAGAACGCUUCGAGUACAAUUCGUCCAUUGACCCUUCACUCAACCAAAACAACUCGCCUGACAUGGCCAGCGUCCAGAAUGUUACUGAUGGAGGCCUGCAACCAACUGUUAAUCCCGCGACAACCACAACUGGGAACUCGGAGCCGACAAGCUUCAGGUUAAAACAAGUUCAGAUAAGCGAUCUUCUGGCUUUGCGAGGCAUCCCACCCCCACCUCCUCAUCCCAUCACUGCUCUUCCACCCAAUCGCCUCGAGGAAAUCCAAGCUGUUUUCCUUGCGACAUACGCUCCUGCAAUUGAUCGGUUCUUCGAGACCCGCUGGUUUUCGGAGAAAGCGCUGAGUCACCUCUUAGCGAACGCGCAAUUGAUGGCCGAAUAUUCCGCAUUGAUCGAAGCGUUCAACGACAGAAACCUGAGCGACCCUAACGUUCUCGCGCGGUUGGAAAGCUUUGAAGCGUCGAUUGUUUGGAGUACCAUCACCUUAUGUCGCCAUGUGAUGAAUGUAUCGAAUGGGAGCCAGCAGGAUUAUGAUCUCCUAGCUACUUCCAAACGGCUCGACGUGAUUGAAGCGAUGAUCACUGGCGACCAUCUCGACUCAAAUCCUCUUGCACAAUUCCCGACCCGGGAACCCGCCGCCAACCCGCCGUCAUUACCAGAUCAAUUGACCCAGCGUCAGCUAGACUUCUGGAGUGCGAUUGGCUACUUCCUCACCCUCCACGACAAUGAAGCCAGCGCUGCGAAGGAGAUCGACGAUACACUGGGUCGUUCUCGUACGCUUCUAGAUACGUUUGAGAACCGAGAUGUCAUCUACUCAAUUGCAAUUGCCCGCCACCUUGGCCAGCGAUGGGCCGAUUUCCCGCACAGCUUCCCCCAGCCGAUCACCACGAACGAGAAAGACGCCGGAGCCAAGCUUUAUGUUGCGCAGAAAUUCCUUGAACAAGAAGCCGGCGGAAAAGGUACCACACAGGUCAUUAAACGUCUAUGUGGUAUGGUCGUCCGAUCUUGGUUUGUUUCGCGAGAAUAA
Messenger RNA from Aspergillus puulaauensis, 2172 nucleotides. Its product is annotated as putative C6 finger domain protein. Gene Ontology annotation, biological process: regulation of DNA-templated transcription. NCBI's taxonomy places the organism in Eukaryota, Fungi, Ascomycota, Eurotiomycetes, Eurotiales, Aspergillaceae. Bases 1 to 2172 code for a protein of 723 amino acids. The record is from RefSeq and is a predicted model, not a curated record. Gene Ontology annotation, molecular function: DNA-binding transcription factor activity, RNA polymerase II-specific; zinc ion binding. The transcript has 3 exons.